ACCUUCUUCUAUCCCGAUUGAGACCUGCCAUACACCCAGGCAGUAUUCGUGACGAUAAAGACUACAAGAACGAGCUAGGAACAUGCCGAGCGUUCUGACGUAUACGUAUUACCAGCAGAUGCUGGACAAGCUCAAGUCGAGUGAUCCGGAUUUCAGAUGUAUGGCGAUCAUCGAUUUUCAAAAGGAAGCGAAGCAGAUCGGAUAUAGGAUCGAGGAUUCCGUGGAAAAGGAUCUGUUUAAAGAGAUCUUGAAGCUCGUGCUCGAAGAUGGGAAUACCGAGGUCAAGAACAUGGCGGCGCAAUGUUUGGCUACUCUGACGUACUUGUCACAGAAACCGGGUAAUAUCGUCUCGGCCGUGGAUUCGUUGUUGAAGAGCUCGAACACUGGGGAAGAGGAACAGAGGGAUAUCGCCACGCUAGCGCUGAAGAAUAUGCUCGUGGAACUGCAUGAGCAGAAUGCGGUGGUGCUCGAGGUGAUCGACAAGGUGAUACAGGGGGUUUGCAAACAGUUGCAGAACAACACCAUUCCAACACAACACGCCGUCGAGCUCCUUGACAUCCUUUCCCUCAUCUUUACUCGAUUCUCGGCACAGCUCUCGACCAAGCCGGCGCUGCAGACCAUCUGUCUUUCCGUCCUCCUGCACUUGUUGUCGAGUUCCCGACCACACAUUCGAAAAAGAAGUAUCGUCGCUCUCGGCUACCUCGUCCCUACCUCCACUAGGGAAGUCUUCAAGGUGCUCUCGGAGCGCCUGAUCGGGGUUCUGGGAGAUGGGACCGAGGAGAUGGAGACAGAGGAAGAUGAAGGGAUCGACGAGACGGUGAAGAAGACGGCUUAUGCUGCUUUGGUCGGUACGUUGGGGAAGACGAGUCCGGCAAAGGUUGGCAAGAUCUUGCAGGACGUCGUCCCGGGUAUCCUGUCCUUGUCCGAGGCUACCGAAGAGGAGGACGCGCUCGAGGCUAGCAUGACGACGCUUGAAAUACUCGUAGUGAGGUGUCCGACCGAGAUCACCCCCUUCCUCACCCAGAUCACCGCUAGAGCUUCGGGAUUGCUGAAAUACGAUCCUAACUAUGCGGGCGGAGAUGAUGAUGAAGAUGACGAGAUGGAAGCGGAUGACGAGGACGAGCUCGACGAAGACUUUGAUGAAGACUACUCGGACGACGAAGACGCUUCCUGGAAGGCCCGGAGAUCGGCGGCCAAACUCUUGCAAGCGCUCAUCUCGACUCGAAUCGAACUUUUGAACGACUGGUACGCUUCGGUGGCACCGCUUCUGACGUCUCGCCUAAGCGAAAGGGAAGAGUCCGUGAGGCUCGAGGUGUUUGCCGCUUGGGAAGCGCUUCUCAAGCAGACCGGGUUGUAUGGCGGUUCGAACUAUGUGAGUGCCGGCGAGGCACCAACGGGAUUGAAGAGGAAGCGGUUGGACAGCCAGUCGAACGAGAACGUCUUCACCACCAGUCCGUUGGCCAGCCAGACAGUACCUCUCACCAGAGCUGCCUUGAAACAAACCACCACCAAAUCGGUCCCCACCAAGGAAAAGAGCUUCAAUCUGCUUACAUCGGUCGUCAAGCUAAUCCCGGGCUGUCUAGACGGCCAGGCUUCAACCGUCGUUGGAAACGUCAGAAAGGCACUCAGCGGGGUCUCGACUGGGUCGGGCGGACACAACAACACUUCGCUCGUCAUCUCGAUCCUCGCCUUUUUGGGCGCCUUUGUGGAAUCGCAUCCGUCUCGCAUCUACGCUAGCUCGUUGCCCGAGUUGGUGGAUUCUACGGUCGCAUUCAUGGCGGAUAAGUACCAGCGGGUCAGUCUCGAAGCGCUCGGGACCGCGGCGAGUCUGGCCAAAGCUUUGCGUCCCGAGCCGGCGUCUCAAGGAGACUCGCCUCUCCCUUCAUCUUACGUCGCUCCGGUGCAAAAGCUUUACGAGGCCGUCUGUGACAUCGUUAGCAGCACGGCUGCGGAUUCUGAUGUCCGGGACAAGGCCAUUCAUGCGAUCGGCGACUUGCUCACUCACGAGGGCGAAGUACUCGCGUCCAUGUACGACAAGUCGCUUCCCCUGAUCACCGCUCGUCUCAACACCGAUUCGAACCAGCUCGCUGCGCUCGAGGUCAUUGGCGAUAUUGCCGAAUCCAGGUCCUGCUCUGGAGCUCAGAUUGAGCAAUGGCUGGCUAGCGUUCUCGAACAAUUCCCCGCCCUCCUCCGUCGUUGUCCCAAACAGAACCGGGGCAAGGCCUUGAGUGUGCUAGAAACGCUGUUGACGAGAUUUGGCGAUCAGCUUCCUGCCGACGUAGCGUCAUCGAUCGUGACAGAGCUCAAAUCAUAUGUGACCGUACAGGAUUUGCACAAUCUCGGCGCCACGAUGCACGUCGUCGCUCAGCUGCAAAAGCAGCAGCCCGCCCUGAGGGAACACUUGGAGACCGAAGUCCUGCCCGCCAUCCAGGAGGCUAUCCAGUCGCCCUUGCUUCACAGCGCCGCCCUCGAGGGAAUCCAAGACUUUUUCGCAGUCUUUGUCCGUGCCACCCCGGAAGGCGCCCAAACAGUGGUGCCCAAGCUGUUCAAGCUGAUCGCUCGACCCGAUCGAUCGAUUCCCACUGCCGAGGAUGGCGGAACCCAGGCGUUUGCGAAUGUCGCCAAAUGUAUCGGUACUGCGGUGGAAAACAGUCAGUCGUCUGCGAAGGAUAUCGUCGCAGAUUUCAUCAAGUUCGUCAAGAAAGGAGAGACUGGUACCGACGCCGAGUUGUAUCUGUCCUUGCUGAUUUUGGGAGAGAUCGGACGUACUACCGACGUCUCGCAAGCUGCUGACGUGUACCAAGCCAUCCUGAAGCUGUUUGCCGCGUCGUCAGAGCAGAUCAAGAGUGCCGCAGCCUUUGCCGCUGGUAACAUCGCUGUCGGUAAUACUGCUGCAUUCUUGCCGGUCAUUGUCAAAGGUGUCGCCGAGGCAGAGACGCCAGCAGCGCGUCUUCUGUACCUGCACGCUCUGAAAGAGGCCAUCGUCCACUGUUCAGACGAACAAAUUGUCGGGAUUGCCGAUUCGCUCUGGGAGCCGCUUCUGGCUGACGAUGACGAUAGCCAGGACGACGGGGCUAGGAACGUCAAGGCGGCCUGUAUCGGCAAACUUACGAGCGCGAACCCCUCCAAGUAUAUUCCGGAAUUGCGGGCUCGAUUGCCUACAGCCAGUCCGGUGGUCAAGGCAACCAUCGUGGCAUCGACUCGGUACACGUUGACGGAUUCAAGCACGGCUGGCGAUGAAGUAUUGGCCCCGGCUAUCUACGACUUUUUGGCUCUGAUGCAAGAUUCGGAUCACGUCGUCCGACGACUGGCGGUGUCUUCCACCAAUGCUGCGGCGCAGUACAAACCGCAGCUCAUCAUCAACCAGCUUGCCAGUCUGAUGCCCAUGCUGUACGCUGAGACCGAGGUGAAGAAAGAGUUGAUCAGGGAGUACCAGAUGGGACCGUUCGUCGUGAAAAUGGAUGAUGGCUUGAACAACCGAAAGGGGGCUUUCGAGGCGAUGCAGACUCUGCUGAACACCUGCUUUACUAAGAUGAACGCAAACGAGCUGUUUGACAUCAUCCUCGUCGGGCUCGCCGACUUUGACGAAGUCAAGCUUUUGGCGCUGAUGAUGCUGCAACGACUGGCCGCAUUGGCUGAAGGUAUCGUCGCCGCUCGCCUGGACGACCUGGUCGAAAGCAUCGAGAACAUUGCAAAACCUAUUGUCGCGGCCAAGGACGAUACCGAACAAGAUGUUCAGCGCAAGGAGGACUCUCAAAAGACCGCCAUCGGCUGCAUCGCGCCUUUGGCCGAGAUCAGCACUCCCCAAACCUGCCCCAAGUUUGACAAGCUGAUCAACGAGCUGGCGCGUGACGCCAAGUGGCACGCUGUGUUCGAAGCCGCUCAUCGAUGAUGGUGAUGAUAUAUACUACACGACAUAACGACAUGCAUCUCUUUACGUAUACAUAGCGACUCGAACUUGUAC
Messenger RNA from Filobasidium floriforme, 3964 nucleotides. Its product is annotated as armadillo-type protein. Gene Ontology annotation, biological process: protein ubiquitination; SCF complex assembly. Gene Ontology annotation, cellular component: nucleus. The record is from RefSeq and is a predicted model, not a curated record. Bases 83 to 3892 code for a protein of 1269 amino acids. Lineage: Eukaryota; Fungi; Basidiomycota; Tremellomycetes; Filobasidiales; Filobasidiaceae. The transcript has 20 exons.